ACACCUACGCUAGGAGUCUCGAGGCAAUCAAAUCAUAGCAAGAGGAGCACAACCCCAGGCUCGUUCAAAUCUCUUUCCCACUAUACUUCAGAUCAAGAAAAUCAUGUGAGAGGCACAGUGUACACUGAUGGGCGAACCACGCGUCACUGGUGGUGGCGCGAAUCACUAGAUUUCAUUGUACUAAACUACAUUUCUGUUGCCAACAAUGAACAUCAUCGUCCUAUUUCAAGUUACACAAAUCAACUCGGUAUUACCCAUGGAAGCGUCUGGUCUGUUUGGUCUGUACCCUCCCCUCCACCUGGAUACAGCAAGCCCCAGGAAGUAAUAUUCAACGUAUAGGUCCAGCUUUCAGCGCCCAGCGAGUUUACGGAGCAAAUGGCGAUACUGACUGGUGUUUUGACCGCAUCUGCAUCUGCAUUGACAGACGCUAUGGAAGUUUACACACCAAAGAAGAUGGCCAUUUAAAUAUGUGCUUAGUUACACUCUUACCACUUCCCUGCUGUCAUGGUACUGUCAGAAGUGGAUUGGCGCCAACCCAAUACCAUUGAUCUCAGCAUCUACUUGGCUACUUGCGAUUCAUUUCAUAACGCUUGCUGCAGUGACAUGUAGCUAUCGAGUGUCGCCGUUCCAUCCACUCGCUGCGUUUCCGGGCCCAACUUUGCACAAACUAUCAGACCUCGUGAUGAUGUACACCGUCUCUACAGGUUAUCGUUAUCUAGAACUCAGCGCUCUUCACCAACAAUAUGGUGAUUUUGUGCGUAUUGGACCUAAUAAGCUGUCAAUCCUGUCCCAUUCUAUCCAACAUCAGGUCUACAAGAGUUCUCGAAGCUUGGACAAGAGUCUGUCCUGCCCCGUACCUGACGAUGACAUUCAGGGUUUGUUUUUCCAGACGAGUAGGGAGGCGCACGGGAUUGGACGAUCAAUUUGGGCGCCUGCAUUCUCGCAGAAUAUGAUGGACCAGUAUUGCCAUGUAUCAGAGAAUUCUAUAGCGCAACUUAUCGACUGUAUUGAAAGACGGAAAGAUGACAGAAAUGUCAUUGAUUUGGGCACUGCAUUACAGCAUUGGUCGUUCGACUUUAAUGCUCAUUUUGUAUUUGGGAACCAUAGCAUUGAUAUACGCUGGUCGGUGUGUUUGAUUCAUUUUUCUGACUAUGUUAUGUGCCACAGAGCAUGAUGGUCCAUGGGGACCCACAAGGCCUUGUGAGCAAAGGCCAACUGGCAACCGCGCAAUAUGAAAUACUCUGAGAGGUCCCAUGGCUACUCAACAUUUAUUGGCACUCGCCUCUAUCCAAGCCCAUACAUGUCCUUAACAAUUAUGCAAGAGAAAUGAUACGCAAAAGAAAAACUCUUGGUACACCGGAGUUGCCUGAUCUCUGCUCGUUUCUCUUAGGAGAGCAUGAUGAUAGUCAUGCCAACGAAUUAACGGAGGGUGAGCUGACAGCAGAUGCGAUGUUUGCUAUUCAAGCAGGGUCUGAUACCACUUCUGCCGUGCUCGCCUAUGCCUUCUAUCACCUUCUCUCCAACCCAACUACUUAUGCCAAACUUCAAGAGGAGCUUGAUACAGCAUUUCCAAAACCAAGUGAUGAAUUAUAUUUAUCCAUUCUUUACUCACUGCCCUAUCUCAAUGCUGUCGUGAAAGAGGAGCUGCGGUUAUCGACUCCUUUCGGCAACAUGCCUCGCGUCGUACCUGAUGAGGGGAUUGUAUUAGAUGGGAGGCAUAUUCCGGGAGUGACUGUUGUGGGAUCACCGACAUAUGCAAUGCAGGUGCCAAGAAAUAUUGGUCACCAGAGCCAACCAAGUUCAGGCCUGAGAGAUGGCUUCCUGGCGGGCUGGGCCCGGGGAGCAUCACCGAGGAAAACGCACUGGUUUCUUUUCAAUGUGGCAAGUUAAAAGGCCAUUUGGACGUCUAGGAAAACGGUAUGCCAUUCGAGAAUUGCUCUUGGUCAAUGCUCACCUCGUGCGGGCUUAUCAUAUGACAUUCCCACCUGGAUUUAAUGCAGGAGAAUUUGCACGGAAGGUCCAGAACUUCAAAACGACCAUAUUCGCGAAGAAAUUAGAAGUACAGCUGGAGCGGAGGAUGUAGUUUUGUCUGAGAUUGAUUUUGAUGGUUUGGUCAGGAGCUAACCAGUCACUCGGACGUAUAGAUGCAAGAACUGGUAAUAUUUUAUCAUAUUGAAUAUCUUCCACCAUCUAUAUAUAUUAUUCAGUCUGUAUGUACUAAAUACUGUACUAUACUUGUACCAUUUUCUUAUUGCUGAGGAGAACUUGAAGAGCAU
Molecule: messenger RNA, 2276 nt
Organism: Serpula lacrymans var. lacrymans S7.9
Lineage: Eukaryota; Fungi; Basidiomycota; Agaricomycetes; Boletales; Serpulaceae
Exons: 10
Coding region: 1327-1890 (187 amino acids)
Molecular function (GO): iron ion binding; oxidoreductase activity, acting on paired donors, with incorporation or reduction of molecular oxygen; heme binding
Source: RefSeq, a predicted model, not a curated record